ACGUGAAAGCGAGGCUCCAGUUUGGUUCAGGGCGCCAUUUUCGAUUUUGUCUGCGGAUAAACAAGGUGGAAAUGGCAAACUAUAACAGAUAUAUCAUUAUUAUUUGGAUGCUUAUCUAGUCUUAAAACUAUAUGGAGGGUGAAAGAAUAUUAAAGGAUCUUUCACGGAUGAAAUUUGAUGGACUCUACGUCGAUACGAAGAACUAUCUUGGUUGCCUAAGAAGUCUAGUGGACAAUGAUGGUUUUGUUUUGCCCAAAGGCUGCAACACAGCCGAAAAGACUGUUAUCAAAUAUGGGACUUUUUGUAACAAGUUUUUAAGAUGUGGGCUAGAGUUGCUGAAAUCUUUGAAAGAUACCUCUCCAGAAACAGAGGAGCUUUUGGGUCUUCUCAGAUUUGUUGUAAAGAUAUUGGAAAAUGUGAUGAAGGCAGACAAUGGUCAUUACCUGCCUUCAAUUCCAUUGCUUGGUGAAAUAUUGAAAAAGUUCAUGAUCCUGGGGAACUAUCUACUUGGCAAAGACAGACUAGAAGAUGCAUUCUACUAUACCUCAACAUGUUAUAAGUGCCUUGAGUUGGCUAUAAACAAGACAAGUAUUCAACAAGACACUUCAAUCUCAUUGGCCAAGAGUCUGGCCAGCAUAGCAUGGAAGGGGGGUCAGCUAGCACCUCGGUCAAAAAGUAAAGGAAAAGAGACAAAGGAGCAUUCCAGCUAUGUAACAUUACUUUGGAGGAUGUGUGCAUUACAAGCUGAAAUACUUGCUAAUGAGGCUGUACAUACUGUUGUCACUAAAGCUUUCAAAGUUGCCUCAAAGUUUCAACUUGAAUGUGAAUCUGAGAGCCUAAUGCCAAAGCUGUUAGACUUUUAUCAGGCAUUGUUCAAAAUGCUUUCAAAGAGACAAUGUGUAGUUGACUCUUUAGAAAGCUCUGAGUCACUAUAUUCACUAUUUGAGCUUGGUUUUCACUUUACUAGGACAUGUCAGUAUCAAGGGGAGAUAGAGAUGGGCCAGAAGGUGUUAAAUGAGCUUCAGGAUAGUGUGAACCAAGCACUGAAGCCUAAGCUGACUAACACUGUAAAUGGUUCUACUAUAUCAAGAUUCUGUGCUUGUGUUUGUUGUGUCAUCAAAGCAUCACUCUUAGUAGAGUCUAAGGUUCUUAACAGAAAAAUGUUAAAAAAAUCUCAAUUAUCCAAGGAGUUCAUUGAAUUAAAUAAGCAAUUAAGUGAAGCGAAAAGAUUAUUGGGCCUGUUAAUUGAGAGCACAACAAAGGCAUCAUUCCCUAUUUCUACCAUUAUCAUGGCAUUAGAAGGAUUCAAAUCCAGUAUUCUACCAAAGAAUUCUGGCAAGGAGAAAAAAUCUAGUGAAUCAAAGUUUGCAGUGGAUUUCCCUGCAGAGGUGUUUGAAGUUGUGGAUACUCUAAUGCUUGGAUAUCACAACCUUCUUGAGCUACAGAAACAGUCUCUUGUCCAUGUCAUGGGGCGUAAAGAUGAAGUUGUGUCCUCGCAAAAACAUGAUCAGCUAAGACAGCAGCUGCAAAGAACUUCAGAUCGCCAACUGUCUCUUUAUAGUUUUGUCAUGUCGCUGUACAGACACAGACUAGAGCAAGGGGACAAUGGUCCAGAAAGGCGAGAGCUUUUAUUGAAGUGCAGGGAGAGAGCAGAAAAGGGCAGUGGACUUAUCCAUAGCCUAUUGCAAGAUAACUCUGUUACUGUAUCUGAGAAUGAGCUUCUCUGGCAUGGUUCUGAGUGCUUCUCCAUUGGAUACUGUGCAUAUAAACAAGACCUCUUUAUGGAAGCAACAUGCCUUAUGUCUGUUGGAUGUCAGUGUCUUAAAGAAUGGUGCUGGUCAGCUCGAGGAAACAAGACUUAUAACAAACAGAAGGUGCUUGAGGUUGCCACUAAAUACCAGCUGCUGUCUGACUGUCUGGUUAGAACCCAGAGUUUCCCGGAAGCUUUGAGCAGUUCUACAAUCUCCGUCAUGCUCUUGUUAUCUGCUGCUGAGUACCCCGAGGAGUGCAGCUCAGAGAUGCAUCAAGCCAUCUUCAGCUGGGUCAAGACUAAGCACAAGUUUGUCAAGCAUGCUCAAUUAGAUGAUGCUGAUUCAAUAAGAACAAGAACCCUGUGCCAGGCUAUGGCAGAUGAAGACAUGUCAACAGACCUCAGCAUCCAGCAGCUGGCAUUGAUCCUACAGGAGGAACUCUCAUGCUACAGCCAGUCAAGCAACAGGUAUGACCUGACUGUGGAGCAGCUGUCUGUCAUCCAGCAGCUCAUGGGGCUGUACAGGGAAGACGAGGACACAUUCAAGCUUGCUUGCUUCACCCUAGAGUAUGCUAAGAUACUCCAGACAACUGAUUGUACCUCAGAUACUCGGCCCCCUCUGGAGUAUUGCCAGGAAGCUGUGACCAUCUUGGAAGGUAUAUCUGAGGAUAUCCUCCCUGAAGACCCAUCCUUUGCGGGCGUGCAGGAGGAACUAGGGGCAGCGUUCCUACUACAGAGCAUAGCCCAGCAUGGCAGUACCAUGAGAGAAGGACCUUCCAGAAGACAUGAACCACUCAACACAUCAGAUGCAGAUGGUACAGGCGUGUCAGAUGGACAAGAAGAGCAGCAAGUUGCUCUUAAUCAAGCAUACAUUCAGUCCCUGCAUGCGGCUGUGGAUGCAUGGACUGCCAUGGUUGACUCCUGUUUGAAACAGUCUACAUGUAACACGGUUGAAUUGACAUGUUUAAGAAACCCUUUAGAGACCAUCAAUAGUGUUCGCCAGGCGUCUGUCAUGUACGCCCUAUUGAAUCAGCCAUUAAACCAAGCCCAUGCCCUCCAUCUAUUCGCUCUCAUUGCGACAGCUCUUGGUACGCCUGAGGCCAUGUCGGAUGCCGUAGUGGCAUAUGCACAAGCGGUCCACUCUCUCUGCUCCAUUCAGGAUGUGUACCACGCCCGGCAAAUGGUACGGCGUAUGGAGGAGGCGGCUGUAUGCAAGCCUACCCCACUAGCAAACAUCCACUUAAUGCUGGCCAGGAGUGGCUACCUACUUUUAGUUGGAAAGUUUUCAGAGGGCUCGGAGUGUCUACGUAGCGUCCUGAGCAGCGAGAUUCUUUCCAAGAAGACUGCUUCGUCCUAUGUUGUACUGGCCACUGCGAGGGUGCUGCAGGCCCAAUACAUGGCCCUCUGUCCUGAGAUGCUCACCCCUCCUACUCCCUCAGGUGUGUCCUCCGUACACCACCAGCCGGCCACGCCCCUGGAGUGCUUGUCGGACGGCUGUACGUGGGUGGAGGUUGCCGCAACCGCCAUCUUUGGGCAAUCGCUAUUGGACGUGGACUCAACCGCUGUAUGUAAGGUCGGUUCAGACGAGUGCCUUCGGUUAACCACCUUGCACAUCCUUCUCCACUGCCAGCUUCAGCUAGGUGCUAUGCUUACUCGCCUAGGCGUGGUCAAACAGGCGGCCAAGUUCCUCGCGGACGGGCUAGCACUCGCCGGACGUUUUCACUUACCCUACAGGGUUAUAGAGUUCAAGAUCUUUCAAUCCGAGCUAGACAUCCAGAUCCAUAAGCUGGAUAGGGCAAGGAGUGUCUUGCUGGGCGUUGCAUCGCAGAUGGCCCCUCUUUUCCAUGGAACGACAGAUCGUCUGGAAGACCUGACGGACGUGCACGCGGUGGUCUCCCACAAGGACACGUGCAGGUGUAUGUGCUGCAGCGACCCCGCCCUCCAGGCUAUUCAGAUCCGGGUGCUCCUGGUCCUAGCGAGGUUCUUCCAGGCCUCCGCCGCGCCCAAGGUGUCCGUCAACUGUCUAGAAGGAGCUGAAGUGCUUUGUAAUAAUGCAGUGGCUCGCUCGAAGCGCACCCUCGAUGAAAUAACCAACAUGCUUCGUCUAGGCGUGAGUGAGCCAUGUGAGACCGACAAGGCACCCCGCACAAAGAGUAAAGGAAAAUCUAAGAAGGCGAAGAAGGAUGAUAGCGCCGAGUGCCCUAUCACCACGGCAGUCACCGCCAAGGCCAUGUAUGGAGUCUACUUCGCUGAAGUAUUCGUACUGAACGCUGAGAUCCUGUUGAGUCGCGGCAAGCUAACUAAAGCUAGAGAUGUAACGGCUGCAGGACUAGAUACUGUCGAGGAGGUGCGCAGAGUUUUUGGAGCAGUUAGUCCAUACUGCUCUCAAGUGAACGGCAACUUAUUGUACCUUAAAGGUUUGACUUACCUUCUAAGCGAUAGCGCGUUUGCAGAACUUAACAACAGAUGGGAUUCAUGUGCGCCUGAUACCAAACAGCAUUGUUCACCCAGUGAUGUAUCGUCCAAUAAGAUAGAUGUAAGAGUGCCAGAUGCAGACAAUGAGAAAACUCUAACCAAGGCGCAAGCACGGAAAGGGCGACGAGGGAAAGCCGUGGUAAACGAGGAGAGUGAAUUGACCGAGAAAGUAACUAAAAAACCAGCAAAACGACGCGGAAAAUCGGCCCAGCUCUCCUCUCUUGAGAACAGUGUACAAAAUAGAGAUAUUGACAUUGAUGGGCAACCUUCGAAGAGAUCUUCAAGGUCUCGUGCUAAGGCGUCAAAGGUGGACGGUUUCCAAGAAGCAUUGCCAAGUAGUAGAAGAGCCAAAGGUCGUGCGAAGAGCAUUAACGAAAACGUAGACGAGGAUAAAGGUGAUCACCUCCAGGUGGCCAUGGAGUACCUCACUAGAGCUCUGGACCUCACUCAACCUUUACCUGACCCCCGCCUGUACUCGUCUAUUUGCCGCGUGCUGGCCCUAUGCUAUGGGCGUGUCAGCCCCUCGGACGCCGCGCAUUAUUCCAACCAGUCCCUUGGUGUCACGCUCAGGCAGGAGGCCUUGAAUAGCUCACGCAAGAAGCUCAGGCGGCUGAUGAAAGAAAUAUCAACAAAUGAAAAGUCUUCCAUGAAUGACAUGGAUGCUCUAGCGGACGAAAUGAGCCACGUGUCCCUGAGUGAUGAUCCUAGUGUCAUGACAGCGUGCAGGAGGUUACUGCAGAUCAGAGAAACUAUGGCGUUCAGUGGUAAUGAGGCAGGAAACCCAUCGGAUCUGGAAUUUGCUCGAGAAUGGACAGUGUGUACCAUUGACAAGGUAUCGCUUCCUGGAAUCACCCCUUCCUACUUGAUGGUGACCCGCCUGAGGAAUGGUAGCGCACCUGUUGUCCUUCGCCUCGCCCUGCCGGAUGAUUCUGAGGGAACUGAAAGUUCUGGCAAUGAUCAUUGCGAGGCAGCAAGCAAGGCAGUGAUGGACCUCUGCAAGCUAUUCCAGGGCAGCGUUGACGAGAGUUUCGCUGAUGUGUUGAGGGACAGUGCGGAGAGUAUGAAUAUUUCCAGCACUAAGGAGUGGUGCCAACGGCGAUCCAACCUUGACGACUCCUUGAAGAAUGUUCUAGAACGGCUUGAGAGAUCAUGGCUUGGCAAGUGGCGAGGUGUGAUCCUUGGAAGGCACUCCACGCCUGGCGUCGAGGAAACGUUGCACAGCUGCUCUGCCGACCUGUGUGAAGCUCUGGGGUCACGGGCUGGAAAGAAAUGCGAUGUACAUCUCAUCCAGAUUUUGUUGGAUGCGUACUCGAGUUUGAGCCGGUACGAAAUCAGCGAGGCCCUUUCCUACCUGACUGGACUGCAGCAAGACUCGGACAAGCUCCCUGCGUACCUGGAAGUCUUCACCAACACUGCAACUGAGUAUACGUCGCUUGUAAACCAGAUACUCCAAAAAUCAUCGUUGGAGGCAGUUCGCCGACACCCGGUUAUCCUGAUUCUAGGAAAGGGGGUCCAACAUCUUCCCUGGGAGAACAUACCGAUCUUGCGCGAUCACGAAGUCACUAGGAUGCCAUCACUGCAGUUUGUUCUUAGCCACGCCCAACAGAUGAUGCAUCAACCCUGUUCUGUCGACCCAGAGAAGACGUAUUUUGUACUUAACCCUGAUGACAAUCUUCCCAACACUCAGAAACUCUUCCAAAAGUGGUUUGAAGGGGAGCCUGGCUGGCGUGGUGUUACUGGAACCAAGCCCUCCCAGGAGCAGUACAGGAGUGCCUUGGUGGACAACGACCUUUUCUUGUAUCUUGGUCAUGGUAACGGUCGGACCUUCCUCAACGGCUCAGAAGUGCAGAGGCUCAACUGUCGCUCCACUGCCAUCUUGAUGGGCUGCAGCAGUGGCAAACUUAUCGUUGAGGGUGUCUGUGAACCAAGAGGAAUGGUGUUGAACUACCUUAUCGCUGGCUGCCCGGCUGUAGUCGCUAACUUGUGGGAUGUGACCGAUAGAGACAUUGAUCGUCUAACCGCUACACUCCUGAAGACCUGGCUUCAAAGGGAUCACUCCCUUUCACUUGCCCAAGCACUCUGCCAAGCUAGGAAAGCUUGCAAGCUAGGUUAUCUUAUUGGGGCCUCUCCCGUUGUGUAUGGGAUACCUGUGUACCGGAAGAGAUGACACUGGCUUUUCCGUGAUCACUCACUUCCGCUUCCGCCAAAGAACGAAGGCUUGUAAGCUGCUCUACCUUAUCGAUGCCUCGCCUGUGUUGUACUGGAUACCUGAGAAUCGAAAGGGAUAUACUGUAAUAGAUAUAAAUCUAUUAUUACAGUUGUACUGGAUACAUGAGAAUCGAAAGGGAUAUACUGUAAUAGAUAUAAAUCUAUUACAGUAUAUCCCUUUCGAUUCUCAGGUAUCCAGUACAACAUGAUGAAUCGCCCGUGGGUUGGGAUACCUGUGUAUUGGACGCGAUGUAAUUCAUUGGCUGAGAUACCUGUGUAUCUGACAUCCGGCGAAACCCAGAACUUUGAAAAGAGCUCACCUGAAUGCGUGAAAUACCUGUGUUGUUGUGACUUCUAUAGCAUUUGAGCUAGAGUAUAUUUUAGAAAUGUUGGAUUUGAUUGCUUUUUACUAGGGGAUCUUCUUAAUGGGCAUAAAUUGAAAUUGUAAAUAAAACGUUCCAUUCAAUGCAA
Nematostella vectensis (starlet sea anemone) is the source of this 6904-nucleotide messenger RNA. RefSeq lists its product as uncharacterized. Gene Ontology annotation, biological process: meiotic chromosome separation; proteolysis. The record is from RefSeq and is a predicted model, not a curated record. The transcript has 29 exons. NCBI's taxonomy places the organism in Eukaryota, Metazoa, Cnidaria, Anthozoa, Actiniaria, Edwardsiidae. The coding region runs from base 132 to 6392 and encodes 2086 amino acids. Gene Ontology annotation, molecular function: cysteine-type endopeptidase activity. Gene Ontology annotation, cellular component: mitotic spindle; nucleus; cytoplasm.